Molecule: messenger RNA, 2477 nt
Organism: Elaeis guineensis (African oil palm)
Lineage: Eukaryota; Viridiplantae; Streptophyta; Magnoliopsida; Arecales; Arecaceae
Source: RefSeq, a predicted model, not a curated record
UUAUCUUCGGUUCCCCUAACAUCGGCGUCUCGUCUCUUCUCGUCAAUUCCCCCCGCUCUCUCCUCUCCCGUGUCUCGUCUCUUCUCUUCCUCCCAUUCUCUUGCGAAAACCUAAUUCCCUGCCGGGUUCUCGGGGUCCCGCUCUUCUCUCGUCUUAGAUUUUUUUUUCAUUCCUGAAGAUUUUUGGAAGCGGAUCCCUUCUUUCUUCCUGUCUUUUGAUUCCAUAAAGUCUAGGAGUUUUAUUUCGUGGUUUGGUGAUUGGGUAUUGGAAGGAGAUGGAGGAGCCCGGGCAGCUGAAGCGAGCGCUGAUAGAUGCUUUGGCUGGAGCGAUCUCUGGCGGGAUCUCCCGGACCGUGACGUCGCCACUGGAUGUGAUCAAGAUUAGGUUUCAGGUUCAAUUAGAGCCUACCUCCCAAUGGGCUUUACUUCAAAGGGAGUUAUAUGGACCUUCAAAAUAUACUGGGAUCUUGCAAGCAACUAAAGACAUUUUUCGAGAGGAAGGUUUGCCGGGUUUCUGGAGAGGAAAUGUUCCAGCUCUGCUUAUGUACAUGCCCUACACUGCUAUACAGUUUACAGUUUUGCACAAAUUAAAAACUUUUGCAGCAGGUUCAGCCAAAACAGAGGAUCACUUGCAGCUGAAUCCUUAUUUGUCUUAUGUAAGUGGGGCAUUAGCGGGAUGUGCAGCAACAGUAGGAUCAUAUCCUUUUGAUCUUCUGCGAACAAUUUUAGCAUCACAGGGUGAGCCAAAGGUGUAUUCCACCAUGAGAGCUGCAUUUUUUGACAUCAUUAAAACUCGUGGAAUACAAGGACUAUAUGCUGGGUUGUCGCCAACACUAGUUGAAAUUAUUCCUUAUGCUGGCCUGCAGUUUGGCACAUAUGACACAUUCAAGCGAUGGAUGAUGGAAUGGAAUAAGUCUAGAUUUUCCCAUCUUAGCUCAAUUAGGCCAGAUGAUUCUCCUUCAAGUUUCCAGCUAUUUCUCUGUGGGUUUGCUGCUGGAACAUGUGCUAAAGCUGUCUGUCACCCUCUCGAUGUGGUGAAGAAGAGGUUCCAGUUUGAUGACUAUUGCCUGGUUGAAGGACAUGCGCUAGAAAUAGAAAUGCUUGAUUACCUGUGCAAGAACAUCAGAUGGGUAGCAGGACAGGGUAGGGCAGCCUGUUUACCUGUUUCCGCCAAUGCUAUGAUGGAGAAGUGGACUAACCAAGUUUAUGGGACUUCUAUCGGUCAUAUAUAGUUGCAGUGUUUACCUUGUUCUAUGCAGCUGCUAUCCAUUAUAAAAAUCAGAUUCCCUUAUAAGUUGAUUAACCUUCAAUUUAUAGGUGCUUCACGUAGAAAGUUGUCCAGUUCAUAUAACCAAAAUCAACAUGAAUAGUGGAUUUUGCACAAAAAACCACUUUAAUUUCUGAUUCUGCUAGGAAAGAUCCUUCUUUUGGCACAAUGAUUAACUCUAGUACAGGGUUGACCAUGAUGUAAACAAAUUGGAUUGGAUACUCAAAAUUGUAUUUAGUCAAUGUGUAUCAGAUGUUCAUUAAAUGGUUAUUACCCACAUCAUACUUGAUCCAACGACAUCCAUGGACUCCUAAAUGUGUAUCACUUUGCCCACAAACAAGAAAAAAGAAAAAAAGAAAAACACACCAACCUUUCUGGCAAGAUCAAUAAUGAAGUGGAUGAAAGUUGGUGUUGUCAUGUGAAUCUUCGUUAUGCCUAUUAGUAUUCUCAUGUAAUUUUCUAUCCUUUUUAUUUUAUCGACAGAAGUAUUUGCAAAUGAUCAUUAUUGGCUGUUUGAACUGAUGGAUGGUAGAUAUUCAUUGAUUCAGAGACAACUCUGUGGCUAUGUUGGGUGAAACCCAGUCAGUGAUUGUUCACCCAUGGCACUAUUUGAUAUUCCAGUUGCUGCAUAUUUUUCCCACUUCCUUGACCGAUGUACUUAUAAUAUGUGUGCAACUUCUGUUCGCUAAAAUGCAGAUAGAAGGACUUCGGAGGCACCCGAAGUAUGGAGCACCAGUAGAGAGCCGCACUUACAAGAACAUGUACCAUGCCCUCAAACAAAUCUUGCAGACAGAGGGGUGGGCUGGUCUCUAUAAAGGCAUCUUCCCUUCCCUGGUAAAAUCUGCGCCAGCUGGUGCUGUCACCUUCGUGGCAUACGAAUACACAUCUGACUGGUUAGAAUCUGUGUUGACGUGAAUUGGAUAUUGAUAUUUUUGGUUAAUUUUUUGGUUCUUCAUCCAUUUUUUUUUUCUUUUCAUUGUAACCUAGCUCAAUUUAAGAUUAUCUUGCUGUACAACUUAUGAUCAGCUAGUUUCAGAUGCACUGUUGUGAUUUUGCCAGUCCUUGCAAUUAGGAUUCAGGGUUUGGCAAAUCCUCAGUGCUGACCAACUUAAUCAUGCUUAUAUUCGCAGUUGCCCUGACAAAGUCUAGGGAAUUGUAACAUGAGAGCACUACAUGAAGAAAUUAUAGAUGACAAAUUUUUGGAUCUGGAA